Hibiscus syriacus is the source of this 1006-nucleotide messenger RNA. RefSeq lists its product as uncharacterized. Lineage: Eukaryota; Viridiplantae; Streptophyta; Magnoliopsida; Malvales; Malvaceae. Bases 80 to 1006 code for a protein of 308 amino acids. The transcript has a single exon. The record is from RefSeq and is a predicted model, not a curated record.
GGAACCCUGUUUCCUGGGGUUAACUAUUUUGUGGACAAGUUGGAAAUACCAAGUAACCUUGCAUCUCCGGAAUCACAUCAUGUCGAGGACCUUAACAGUGUUAAACAAUCUUGAGGGAGCUGCAUUACCAAACAUUCCAAGGCCACCGCUGUCAACGGAGAAGGAAAAGGAGAUCCAGGCAACAACGGAUAAUACUGCACAAUGCUCAGUCACCACAAUCUACGGUGCCGACAUUGCGAACUUGUACUGCAAAGUAAUGGCCACAUGGUGCAAAACCCCUACCAGUCAUUCCUUUACUAUCAGUGUAGAGAACCCUAAUGAUGAUCAAAAUCCCAGUACCAUCAAGAUCGAUUUAACUGGAUGGCAAUUUUGGAGAAGAAAAGGUCUGAAAAACAUGGAAGUAGAUGGCAAAAAGGUAGACAUUUACUGGGAUCUACGACAGGCUAAGUUCGACGAUAGCCCCGAGCCCUCCUCAGACUAUUAUGUGGCAAUGGUAUCUGGUGAAAAAGUGGCAUUAGUUUUAGGAGAUAUGAAGAUAGAUGCUUUCAAAAGAACCAGAAAAAAACCUUCCUCCGUAGACCCUACCUUGAUGUGCAAGAAAGAGCAUGUUUGUGGGAAAAAACUCUUCUGUUCCAAGGCCAAACUAGGUGAGGAGAAACAAGAACAUGACAUUAUAAUCGAGAAUUGUCUAUCCGGUCCCGACGAUCCCGAAAUGUGGGUUACCAUAGACGGCAUCGCCAUGAUUCGGGUUAUGAAUCUUCAUUGGAGGUUCAGAGGAAAUGAAAUAGUCACAGUGAACAAAACACCGGUACAAGUUUUCUGGGAUGUGCAUGAUUGGUUAUAUAAUAAAAGUCCCGGUUCUAGCCAUGGAUUGUUUAUUUUCACACCAGCUGAACCAGGUUCUUCAGACUCCAAAGCUAAAAGUUCCAUCAUCAACGACGACGACUAUUGCAACAUAAAUGAUCCAAAAUUUUGCUAUGUUCUAUAUGCUUGGAAAACCGGGUGA